Messenger RNA from Nerophis ophidion (straightnose pipefish), 1535 nucleotides. It is a transcript of the gene sfrp5, whose product is annotated as secreted frizzled-related protein 5. Gene Ontology annotation, biological process: canonical Wnt signaling pathway; non-canonical Wnt signaling pathway; negative regulation of canonical Wnt signaling pathway. Gene Ontology annotation, molecular function: Wnt-protein binding. Lineage: Eukaryota; Metazoa; Chordata; Actinopteri; Syngnathiformes; Syngnathidae. The record is from RefSeq and is a predicted model, not a curated record.
GAGUGGACUGCAGGAGGGGGGUCAGCUAUACCACUGCCUCUUAAAGCCUUGGGGCUGAUCAUUAGAGCCUCAUAGUGAUACCGAGAGGAGGGGAGGGCAUUUUUGCAACUUUUCAACUCGGCAGUGUGCGUUCACCCUCCCUUGACUCAUUUACCUGGGGCCCUCACACACAUUCACAGAGAGGUGCACAGACGGGGGAUUAAGCAUUUUCCAUUUUUGGAAGAAAGAGGAUUACGUGGUGUGCACUUUUUUUGGGGAUACGAUCCUUGAGUGGUUGGAGUCAGACAGAAAGGCAUGGCACAGGGACAAAAGAGCCCCAGGUGGGCAUUGACCCAGCGCCCCUUCCGCUUGGCGCUGGGCCUGUGGCUCCUGCACCUCCUGGCUAGUGUCUCGGCAGCGGACGAGUACGACUACUACAGCUGGCAGUCGGACAACUUUCACAGCGGCCGCUUCUACACCAAGCAGCCGCAGUGCGUGGACAUCCCGGCCGACCUGCGCCUGUGUCACAACGUGGGCUACAAGAAGAUGAGGCUGCCCAACCUGCUGGACCACGAGACCAUGCCGGAGGUCAAGCAGCAGGCCGGCAGCUGGGUGCCGCUGCUGGCCAAACGCUGCCGCGACACCCAGGUCUUCUUGUGCUCGCUGUUUGCGCCCGUGUGCCUGGACCGGCCCAUCUACCCGUGCCGCUCGCUGUGCGAGGCCGUCAGGGACAGCUGCGCCCCCGUGAUGGAGACGUACGGCUUCCCCUGGCCGGAGAUGCUGACGUGCGACAAGUUCCCCAUCGACAACGACCUGUGCAUCCCCAUGCAGUUCACGGGCAACCACGCCACCCAGCCGCCAGUGUCAAAGGUGUGUCCUCCGUGUGACAACGAGCUGAAAGCGGACAACAUCAUGGAGCACUACUGCGCCAGCGACUUUGUCCUCAAGAUGAGAAUCAAGGAGGUGAAGAAGGAGAAAGGCGACAGGAAGCUGAUCGCGGCCCAGAAGAAGAAGAAAGUCUUAAAGCAAGGCGUGCUACGCAAAAAGGACCUGAAGAAGCUGGUGCUGUACAUCAAGAACGGCGCCAACUGCCCGUGCUCGCAGCUGGACACCCUGGGCUCCAACUUCCUCAUCAUGGGACGCAAAGUGGACCAGCAGCUGCUGCUCAUGUCCAUCCACAAAUGGGACAAGAAGAGCAAGGAGCUCAAGUUUGCCAUCAAGUACAUGAAGUCCCAUCAGUGCCCGACCUACCACACCGUCUUCCAGUGAUGCAGACCACCCGUCCGUUCUUACUCCACACAUUCUGCAGUUAUUUUACAAAUAAUACAACCUUGAUUCCAUAAUCCCGGAAAACAAGGUCUCUGAUAUAUCAAAAGCAGGGGUCCCCAAACUUUUUGACUCGGGGGCCGCAUUGGGUUAAAACAAUUUGGCCGGGGGGCCGGGCUGUAUAUAUAUAUAUAUAUAUAUAUAUAUAUAUAUAUAUAUAUAUAUAUAUAUACUGUGAUGAGGUGGCGACUUGUCCAGGGUGUAGCUAAAAUAGGCUCCAGCAACUCCCU